AUGGUAAGCCCUUCUUAUGGCCAACUAGUUGCCCCUCUUCGUGGAAGGCCAACGAUAUUCGGUAAUGUAUACGAAAAGAAUGUUGUGUUUCUUCUCGACACAUCUGGUUCCAUGUACCAUAGUCUCGAUGUUGUCAAAGAACACUUGCUCGAAGUUCUGUUCGCGCGGGCGAUUUCUGACAGAGAUACCAUGUUCAACAUCAUUGAAUUUAACGAAGAGGUAAACAAAUGGGCGGACAGAUUAGUGACAUGUACUCCGAGGACUGUGAGUGUCGUUAGUGAAUGGAUCCACGAACUGAAAUGCGGAACAUCAACAAACACCAUGGAAGCUUUGAUCGAAGCUUAUGAAGAUGAUGGAAUGGAUGCUAUCUAUUUAGUCACUGAUGGCCUACCCGAUCAGAGUCCUCCAGUUAUAAUAGAAAACGUCCGUCGCCUGUACAAAGGUCGGCCAAUACACGCGAUAUAUCUUACUGGAACACACUCUGAUCCAGCGGCAAAGGAAUUCCUUGAAGAGCUGGCUAAAAUCACCAAGGGUUCCUUUCACUGCAUAAGCCUCACUCUUUAUGGUAGGAUACAGAGAGUCACACCGAUCUUCAAUCAGAGGACUGAAUUCAUGAGGCAUUAUGAUGGUGAAUUCUUGUCCCCCAACCUCACUUCAGUGUUAGGUACCAACACUACCCCACACCGUCCUACCUCAGCACCCCCUGCAUCAGGGUUUGUUCCCAGAAUAUAUGAUCCAGGAACUCCAGUCACUCUCCUCAAGGCACCUCAUGGAAGUGUCCCUAUCCCAUAUGUCUCUUGGAGUAAGUAUGAUCAGGACAGAGGGACAUCACAAGUCCUGCAGUAUGCUGAUGCAGUGCUGGCAUCACGAGGGCUGUCAAAAGACAGUGAUAAAUCUAUUGGUAACACUAGUGUACCAGUAGCUGCCAGUGUAAUGAAGGGAAUGAAGGUAUUGGCGAGGAAAGAUUCAGAUGGUCUUUUCUACAUGGCAUCUGUCAAAGAACAGGUAAAUGAAGGCCACCUUCAGGUUUAAUUGUAACCUGAUAAAGAUAUUUUCUGUUAUGGGAGUACAUCCAACUUUUUAGUUGUGAUAUAAAGAUGUAUUGGUAACAAAUCAAGGCAUUAAGCCCUACUCCUUUUCUGUUUCCAAGGAAGAGGUCCUCAGCCCUCUAGCAUUAAUAAUAAAUUAUGUGCUUCUGCAGUGAAGUUGACAAUUGUAUGUUGACGUAUAAGAGCCAGGUAACAAUUAAGUCAACCUUUGUGAAUUGUAUCUACCAUACACAAAGCCUAAUACAGAACAUAAAUUCAAAUCAAGUGUUCAGAUCUGAGUUAUACAUUGUAAGAGAGGAUGAGAUUGCUGUUGUUCUUAAGAGUGUUUCUCUCCAUGCAGGGGUGCGAAAAAUUUCAUACAGAAAGUAAUAUCAAAGUACUGAUUACUCCAGAUUAAGUUUUUCAAUCUAUAAUCAUGUAAUUAUAACUAAUAGAAUCACAAAAUAAACGAAAUUUUAUUAUUCAAUUAAGGGGGAAAACAACACAUUUGUAGUUGAGUUUGAGAAGUGUCCUGCCCUUCGCAAGUCACACCUUCAGGAGACAGCUCUGUAUGACAUGAUAGCUUAUAAAGAUGCCAUACGACACCAUGUGUGUAUUGGAGAUAAAGUGUUAGCUCCAUGGCAGGAUGAUGGACGAUAUGGACCAGGUACUGUUCUUGAUGGAGUGGAUCGAAGGGAUCUUCAACCACAAGGUAUUAAAAAGAACAUCACAUCCUUUGUGCCUCAUCAUAUUCCCAGUGACUGUAAAUCUGAACAGGAAAUGGGCCUAACUUUCAGUCACUUUAAUGCUUAAAGCAUGAACUAAUUUCUUGAGGACUGAAUGGUUAUCAAACUUAAAGAAAGACAUUCUGAUUUUGAACUACUACUUGCAUUCAUAUUGCUCUAUUUAGUUGUUGAUAAUAACGAUUUAAUAGAUGAUCAUGAAUGUUACUGCAUAUAAAUAAGAAACAAAUUGAGCUCUCGAUAACUCUGGCAAGCUGAAGUCAAACCCACCUUUUCCAUGUGAGCUCUCUUGUCUGACCUGCCUCUCUAAGAAGAUGUUAUAGGACUCUUGUGGUAAGAUCAAAGAGGCAUUGCAUAAAAUUGGGACAAACCCAUUUAAAAGGUCUCUUUCCUUUUAUUCUCUAGGUUAAUUUUUCAAAAUUAUUUUUUUUUGUCUUUUUCCCCAUAUUUACAAAGAACAUCACGACAGACUUUAAGAUUCUCCUUAGUGAGGGUUUCCCUUUCCAGAUCAUUUUCAAGUGUAGAGCAUACUUUAUGAAAACAAGAAUGGCUCUUAAUCGCAAGCAUCCUUCUGACUUUUGUUAGCUCUUUGCAUGUCUUAAAUCACAAUUAAUUGCCUCUUUCAUUUUCCUCCUUUUUUUGUCUUGUCUAGGUUAUGAAGGAGGUAACAUUCUUGUAGCCUUUUACAAUGGCCAAACAGUGCAGUUAUCCCCAGGUGUGGCUGUACGAAUACCACUAGCUGUGUUUGAUCGUAUGGUGACUGAGCUUCAGCUUCCAGAGUCCCAGCGGCGGAAAAUACGACUUGCUGCUGACACCUCAACCCCAUCGUACCAAGGAAGACCCCCACCAGUUCACACCACAUGGCAGCGGCCAUUCAGCCCCCCUCGGCACCAAAAACAGACCUGGUCUGAACAUGAUUCAAAAGACGCUCUCAGUGAGAAAAUAAAAUCACAGCUUGAGAGAAACAGGCAUCUUUUGGAAAGGGUGAAGUUCGAGGAGGAGGGAAAGGAUGACGGGAAUUUGUCUGAUGCAGAUGCAGAAGAAGCUAAUGUGGAAGAUGACGAUAGAGAAGAUACUUUGAAAAAUGCGGGAACAUUUGAUGUUUGUGUUGGAACUGAAGAUAUAGGUGAAAAUUCAUUUGUUAUGUUUACUGAAAGACAUUGUUGUCGAGGCUUAUAUCAGUCACAACAACUGAAACUAGUCUUAUUAAAAGAGGUAAACAUUUUGAUCCUCAAAAUUGAAAAUAGCGACGAAAGAUUUAUUGCACAGAUAGAGCGCUCUGUAAUCGAAUGUUGUCGAGAAAAAAGCUGGAGCAAUAGUCACAGCAACUAAUCGAUCGUUUUUUUUUUUAAAUAAAAGCACGCGCUCUAGAGACCGCAGAGUGUUCACGUUCGUAUUUUCCCUUCCGCUCUGGAAGUUGAUAUAGAGGGAAAAAAGAAAGUCUUUAAAGAGGUUAGGGCCAAUCACGAGCAGGACGGAAGUAAACUUUUUAUGGGACCAAAGAGAACUCGCAGCUUAAAUACGCUCUACUACGAGGAAUGGCUUGAGUUACCAGCUUUACUGAUACUAAAAGCCUCCUGCGUGAAGCGUGCCGAUUAUUGCUUGACAAGUCCAAACUCUAACGGAGUGAGACUUUUGGCGUUAUAAUUUGAUAUAUUUUAACCCAAUCAUCAACUCUUUGAUUCGACAGAUUUUAAAAGAUAUGUAGAUCCAGUAAUACCUGUGGGAACUCCUCUAGCAAAAGCUGGUGGAAAGCCAGAGACUAAGAAACGCUGGCGUUGGUGGAGUUCUGGGGUACCUCCUCGACCCCCAAGAUUCCGAGAGACAGCACUGGCAAAGCCCCUCGAGGUACGGGAUGAUAAAAAUCAGCGUCCUAUAUACCAGGAGUACCAGACUGUAGCAGGUGUCCCCUUCCCUCCCGGCACAGGUAACGUUCAGUAGUGACUUUUUCGGGUUGAAGUCAUGACGAGGAUGUAAUUGUGGUGGUUGCCCAUAACUAAUGCUACAAAUCUACCAGCAUGCUAUCGCAAAUGAGUCAAACUUAUCGGCUACACCACUCGCCCUGUAGACAGUGUGAUUAUCCGCAAGUCUGAAGCCCAUGCGAUGAGUUCAUGUAGAUUUUUGCCAAAUACAUUCAAUGCUUCGGUCUCGUUUUCUCUGCGCGAUGAUAGAUUCAGGCUUACCCCUCAUUGACUACUACGCUAUAAAAAUCUCGAACUAACAAUCUAACGCUUGAAAAUAUGUAGGCAUAGUAUGUGAAACUCAUUGGUGAUUCUGUCACCGUUUGAAGUUGUCCUUCAGUAGCAUGUCGUUAAAUGGACGAUUCGAAUGAGGCCUUAAGCUUCUCUAUUUUUAUUUAUUCUGAGCUGUCGUAGAUCUACGGCAUCGUUAGAAAUACAGAAGCUCAAGGCAUCAAUCGAAUCCCCCAUUUAAUCAUUGGUGAUUGUUUGUUACGAAAGGAGAGGCUUGUCCACGUUCUUAUGUGGGCUCACUACGAGUCAUAACUGACUGGCCACACGGAGAAUUUAGUAAUUAAUCAAAACUUCCCAGCUAGUUCAGUCAAUUCUUUACUAUGUAUCCACUGUUCUCUUCGAUUUUCCGCAACCAAAAGUUCAACGGCUCAAUUCUGAUUGGAAAUAUAAUCCCUUACAGUACCGGUCAAAUAUAAGUCGAUAACCUCUCAACUCUGGCUUCUCGAAAACUUGAGGAUCAAUUUGAGUUUCGGAACUUUCAAUAGCGUUUGAGAAAUUUUCAGAUCCAAUUUCGCGACUUUCGAGACGGUAAUACAAAUGAAUUUUUCGCGGGUUCAAUUUUGCACAUGACUCCUUUGUCUUCUUUACAGUGGUCAUUUGCUGCUGGUGAGCAUUUACGUUUACAUCAUUUUGCGUUACAAGCAUAUAGCCUACCUACAACCUAGGAAUCGCUUCGCGCAUGCUGAAGCAACCUAUUGUAUGGUAAAUCGUUCAUGCGCGCCAACUAAUUAUGGUCAUUGCAAUUGAUUAUUAAUUAGUUAUUACUAUAUAUUUUACAGAUAAGAAAUUCCAAGAUGGAGAGUGGCAUCCCCACCAUCAGUGGAAAAACACCGGUAAGGCCCUGGUAAGAUCCGGUCCACCACUGCUCAAGCAUCACGAAUACCAGACAUCCAAAGGAGUGCCUUUCCCAUCGGCAACAGGUAACAUCAGACAAAAGACAACAUGGCCCAUGAUGAAUGGUAGGGCAUGCGUGAACGAUGUGAACCUGCUGUAACUUCAGAGGUUGCUUGACUGUUUGAGGAAAGCUUCCUUUUCGGUCGAUUACUCUGAAACAAAUAGUCGGUGAUUAUACUUUUCUCAAGUUUCAUUUUCACUUAAAUAAAAACGCAGUUUUGUAUAUGAAAGGAAGACCAAGCACGAGAUUAAAUAUACGAAUUUUUGAAUACAAGCGUCACCAAUUCUGAUCACGUCUUCUCACGCUUCACGAUCUGCACUUUGAUUUGACUUUAUCUUGUUAUUUCUUAUCUCCAAGACAACAAGUUCAACACCGGCUCCGAUGGAAACUGGCGACCAGAAGACAAUAGUUCCUCAGUUCAGCGGUCUUCUAAUUGGGAAGAUGGCCUGGGACAUGGAGACAUCGAGAAAAAUAGGAAGGAGAGAAGAAGACUGGAGACCAAAAGAGACGCCAAGGAGAGAUACCACGCACAAAUAGCAAGAGAGUCCGUGGAUAAACAACAGAAAGAAAAGGCCAGACAAGAAUAUCACAGGUUAGAGUCUUCACUUAUUUGCCACUCCUCUAUAAGAUUUUUGUUGUUUCAAGUGUCUGAUAUAAGUGUUCGGUUUUUGCAGAGGUCUAUAGAUGAUGGGUAAAUUGAAGAAAUGCUGAUGACAAACUUUGACAGACGUAAUCCUAGUAAUUACGAUUUUUAGUCGUGUUUAAGAUAUUAUUAGUAUAAUAAUGAUAAUGAUAAAAACUAUAGCUGUCUAUUUUUUCAAAUUGCUUAAUACGAAAUUAAGAAAGCAUUUCCAUCGAUUCAAAUGCCACUUGAACAAAGUAAAUUACUUCUACCGGGCGCAUACAGCAUUCAGUGCUAAAAUAUACGGGAAUGAGCGGAUUUCGAUUCUGUGUCAUGAAUUUAAAAUCAAAGAAGAAAUAAUUGCCAGUCAGAAAAACGAUGAUAUUACAAUGACCCUCAGAAAAACCCUAGGUAAGAAUGAGCAAACGGUAAAACGCGAUUGCACCAAUUUCGGUCGCUCGUAGUUUUGUUUUCUGAUUGUUUGAGUGGGUUGCGCGCGGUUUCCUAUCACAGAGCGCUGUAAAGCAACACUGAAUGAUACUGAGAGGUAAAUUGUCUUCAGUUUAUAAAACAAUUAUUGAAUUUCUCAUAUUCUACUGCAGAAAAAAGGUCGACGAACGAACUCGUCAAAUUUCGGAGCAAUCUGCAGAAAAAGCACGCCAAGAAAGCCAGAGAAUGGAGCACAAGAAACAGUCAACUGAAAAGGUUUGCAAAAAGGAGCAAGAGAGACAAGAAAAAGCCGAGACAUGGAAACACUCCAGGAUAGAAGCCAUGAAAGAACGCAGAACCCAACAUGAAGAAAUGGAGAACAGUUACGAAAGAGCAGCGCAAGAGCAAGAGUCGCAAAGACUGGUAAGUGUAGGAAAAUAUUAAUUCGUGAGAGAAAAUUCGUAGAGGUAUAUAUUUCUCAAACUCGUUGCAAAUAUAUUAGAGAUAGAAAAGAUUUCUUACCUAAAUCUUCUUCUCGGUCCUUACUAAAAGCUACGGACCUUGAAUUCGGCCGGUUAGUAUAGCUUACAGAGCAGGCGUAAUUUUGGCGAACGAGUGCUCAGUAUUUUCUUUGUGGAAAUUUUAAGCUGCCAUCUUUGAUUUUUUACGACAGCGAAAGGCUGGGAAGGGAAUGAAACUUGUGAUCGACAGUUAAAAGGAACGAGAGUGGAGGGGUUUGGGCAAAAGAAAUUCUCGCCUUUGCCCGCCCCCUCCCCUUACCGACCACUUUAACUCUAGAUCAUACAUGACAGGUCGAGUAAUAGAUCGCCAGCUUAGAACAUUAGCUCACUUUAAUAAGACGUCUCCAUCGUUUUUGUGCAGAGUGGACUGAAGGACAGAGAACAGAAGAGAGUAGAAGCGCAUCACAAUCGAUUGGAGACCGAGAGGAGAAUGGGAAUAGACCGAGAAGACCAGCUGAAACAUCGGGAGCUGGAUCGACAGACGAGAAUACAAAGGAUAAAGGGGGAAGCUGAACGGAGAAAACAGAUGGGAAUUCACGUGAAACAACAAAAUGAACAGAGAUACCGAGCCAGCAUUCUCCCCUAAUCACAGAGAGAAAUUGCAAAAGGACUGGGUGUUAGUUGUCAGCGAGAAGAGAUCAGGCGAUAGUCAACCAUCGGAGAACGGUUCGGGUAUCACAACUAUUGUUCGAAGCCUAACAAUUGACCACGUCAGAGGACAAUUCUAGGCACAGAUUCCUCAGACAACUAUGCGUAUCUGAUUGAACUUCUGUCAACUUCAAAUAGAAACAAAAAAGAUCUUACUUUCAUUUACAAACGGCGAAAAAAGUUCUUCUUGCCGUUAGCGAGAAGAUUUUGUUGAUUAUUCCUUCAUGAAACAUCGAUUGUAUAUGUCAACAAGUUAUCGGAUUUUAGUGACGCGCUGACAAACUGGCAGUGAGAUAGACUUUUAGCGGCGCAGUUUUCGCCCAACAAUGAGGAAAGCCAUCUUAAGCAAUGGACUUUAACUCGGCAAUUAAGUAUGUUUGUCUUGUAGCAUUUGCUAUUGAAAAAUUUGCGUCCCUACAAGAUAAUUGCAGUGAUCUUUGGUCUUUUUCAAGGAAUUAGACCUAAACAGUUAAUUGAUCAAUAGUGUUAUCGCUUAUACCCAUUUAAACCAAAAAGAAAUUCUAAAAAGUGAAUCAUUUAUCUUAUAAUUUCGUGUAUUGAAGAGCUGGCAUUCUUAAGCUUGUGUUAGCUCAAGUGUUGAGGCAAGAAAACCUUUCUUCCCUUUUUUCAAGUUGCAACGAUUUAUUGUGCUGCGGUCAAUGAAGGGAACAAAAAAAGGUCUAUUUUAGAACGUCUUCCUUUUUAUUGUGGUCACCACAAUCACAUUAAGACUCUAAGGACAGUUUCUGCGUGUCUAUUAAAGGUACAUGUUUCUAGAUUUGCUAACAUACGGUACAGAAAUUGUCUUAGAGAAUAAGGAAAGGAAAUGCAAAGCAAUACUGCGCCUACAUUGAACGAAAAGAGUUCAUUUCUGAAAAAAGAAGCGUUAGAGAAGUAAAUAGUAAUUUAAGUAAGAAACUAAAAUAGAGACGGCUGCUAUUAGUCUUAAAAGGAAGAUCAUAGUGUUUUCAACACAAAAAAAGAAAUCUUCGGAUAUCUUACGCCAACGUCUGAGGAAAAGUAGAAAAAUGGAAUCGUGAGACGAAAUGUUCAUUCGAGAACAGAUUAAAAUUACAAAUACCAAUUGCGUCUCAAACGAGAAUUUGCGAUGUAUGUCCGGAUCGAUGUCGGUUCGUCCCCAGUAUCAAGGGCAGCGUUGUUACACAUGGUAUAUUUUGCGCUUAUUGUCUGCCGUUAGUGAAAACAUUACUGGUGAGGCGAAAUAUAUGUUAUUUUGAACUCGAUUGCCAUGUCAAAUGUCACUUUAUUCGCUUGUGGAGGUAUUCAUCAGGGUCAAAAAUGUUUUAGUGAGGUUUCAAGAGGAAGGCGAUGCGUUGAUGAGUUGAUGAGUUCAUCGGCCUCGAGCAAGCAGUAGUUUACAGUUCAAAAACAAUCGAUAAUAUCUUACUAAAGGAAAAAAGUUUUACUGAAGUGUACUUGCAAAUGGUGAUAUUCCCGAUGCAGUGUCGCUUUCAGUUUGUGACCUGCUAUUCGCUUCUGCCGGUCGCGGAGUUCGAAUAAUAUUAACCCUGUGUCGGAAAGCUCCCUCAACACCGAUGCUGCAUCAUACUCAAGUUAAUUCACGAACUCUUGUCAAUCUCCCGCUACAGCAUGUCAGCUCAGAAAAACCCACUCACUGCAG
This is a messenger RNA of Pocillopora meandrina, 8780 nucleotides long. Lineage: Eukaryota; Metazoa; Cnidaria; Anthozoa; Scleractinia; Pocilloporidae. The record is from the annotation of a GenBank genome assembly.